Ctenocephalides felis (cat flea) is the source of this 3480-nucleotide messenger RNA. RefSeq lists its product as uncharacterized. Gene Ontology annotation, molecular function: DNA binding. The transcript is spliced from 6 exons. NCBI's taxonomy places the organism in Eukaryota, Metazoa, Arthropoda, Insecta, Siphonaptera, Pulicidae. The coding region runs from base 13 to 3480 and encodes 1155 amino acids. The record is from RefSeq and is a predicted model, not a curated record.
CCAAAUCAAUCAAUGGAUGAUUUAUCUAUUUUACACAAAUCUAUACCAACAAGUAUUGUUGGCUUUCGACAAAUUAAAAAUGCUUAUGAAUCGGCAACUGACGAAGUAAGAAAUUUACUUUCGAAUGAAUGCGAUUUCAUUUAUGAAUGCCGUGUAUGCAGAAAUAUGUUUCGCAGCUUGGCAAAUUUUUUAUCUCAUAAAAGAAUUUAUUGCAAACAGAAGUUCAAUACUACACUGCAUGCUCAUUUUAUUGCAACAUCAUUUUUGGAUGGUGACACCACAAAUGUUUAUGCUAAUAAUAAUAAUAAUAAUGAAGAGUGCAGUUCAAAGGCUAAUCUAAAUAAUACUAAAAAGGACUUAACAAGUAUAAUACAUAAAUUGGGACAACAAGUUAAUAAAAGAAAAUUAGGUUUAUUAGAUUAUUAUAAUGAAAUGAGUUAUCGUGUUGAACAACAAGAUGCUUUAACAUCCGAACAUGGAAUUAGACUUGAUAAAAUAGAUAGUAAUAAAUCUGCAGUUUAUCAAACAAUAGUGAAAAAGGAUGAUUGUGAUACAAAUAAUGAAUUUAUAUUGGAUGAGGUUAUCGAAUUACAUGAUAUGCUGUGGAAAGAUAAUGCUGUGUUGGGGCCUGAUGGAAAAUUGCUAGCACUUGACUCAUCUGGUCAAAUAAUAUCACCAAAGUGUAUUACCUCGAAAUUUUCUGAUGAAGAAGAUGAAGUCUUGAAAUGUGAUAUAUGUUGUUUAGAAUUCAAAACAAGAAAAACUCUGCUUUAUCACAUUAAAGUGCGACAUUCCACUUCUCAUAUGCAUUAUCCUUGUCCAAGUUGCAAUAAUAUUUUUCCAACUGCUGGAUCUGUAUAUAAGCAUUUAUGCAAAGUACAUAAUAAUACUAUGAUAACGGUGAGAAAACUUCGAGAUCAAAUACUAAAUAAAGGCUUUACUAUGGAUAACGCAUCAAAGAGAAUGUUAAAUCGGAUGAGUAAACAAGGGGAAAAUGCUGCUAUAAAAUCAGAAGUGCAGGAUGAAAAUGAAACAUGGAUGUAUGAUCUAGAACUUGAUGGUGAUGCUCUUUGUUGUACAGGGUGCAGUCGAAAGUUUGAACGAAAGGCAGCUUUAACUUCACACCAAUUAAUAUGCAAAAGUCGUGCACAAUUGCAAAGCAAACAGAUGUUGAAUCUUAUAAAAAAGACUGAUGAAAAUGGAACUGAAAAACCUCAGAAAACCUCAAGAAAAACCAAAGCACCAUCUAAAAAAGUAAAACCUAUUAAAAUUGAAACACAAAGUUCUGUAGAAACUGGUGUUGAAAAUCUAACCAGGAGUGAUGAUUCACAUGAAUCCUCAGAGAUAGAAAAUGAAUUAAAUAAAGUUGAAAAAUCAAAAGUAAAUAAGAAUGAACUGGUGUUUGAUCCAGAUGCCAAUAACGAUAUUAAGAAAAAUCGACGAAAACGCGCACUUACCACUAAAAUAAUUGAUAAAACGAAAGAAAAUUUUAAUGAUUUGUAUUGGGAAAUCAAUAAUCAAGGAUCAUUGGAUGUUAAGCGUCCAAAAAUUGAGUCAAAUGAGGAAGAAGAAAUGAAAAGAAAAAUGUUUUCUCUGAUAAAUGAAAAACAAAUGCAAUGCAUACCUUGUAAAAGAGUUUUUCCAUCAAUGACUAAUCUUAAAAGACAUAUUGCGUUGCAUAUGAAAUGGAAAAGAUUUCAAUGUGGCCUCUGCUGUGCUCAAUUUUAUCAUCGUAGUGAAUGUGUGUAUCACUUAGGACGAUCUCACAACAUGAUGGGUGACAAAAUAUUUGCAGACACCUUGAUUAUUCCAAUUCAACAUAAGGACUCUGAAAGUUGUUUAGAUAAAGAAGUAAAUAAUGCCGAUGAAGAAAUAAUAAACAAAAGCUUAGAAAAUAAAAUUAAGCAACCAGAUGAUAUGACUAAAGAUAAUAUUGAUUUGGCAAUUGAGGAUGUUAUUUUUAAAUAUACAGACAUGGAAAUUAUUCCUAAGGAACAAGCAACUCAUGAUGAUGUUGAAAAUAAUAUUUCUAAUAAAUUUGACAGUAAUGAAUUUACUAAUAGAGAUGAAAUCCAUUCUGCAUCAUCUCAGGAAAUUAUGGAUGAAACUACAGAUUUAGCCCCUGUUAAAAAACGCGGUCGCCCUAAAUUAUCCGUACAAUUAGAUAAGAUGAUUAAUGAUGAGGAUGAUAAUCGUGAGAAAAGGGGCAGAGGUAGACCGAGAGGAAGUAUUAAUAAAGAGAAAAAGAGAAAAGUUAAGAAAAGAAGAAAUUCUGUAGAAAGUCCUUCAUCUCAAGAACCAAAUGCACAACCACAAGAUCCUGAAAAAAUGAGAAAGAUGGUGCUAGAAGUUAUAUUUGGUGGCGAAAAAACUGAUGAUAAACCUGAGGAAACAGUAAUGAUUAAAAACGAGCAACUUUCCUCACCGGAUACUGAUGUCAGUUGUGCUUCCACAGACUUUGAGAUUAAAACUAAAAUUGAUAAUACUACUGACAGGCGUAACAAUAGGCCUGUGAGGAAUCGGGUAAAAGUAGUCAACAAAGACUUUGUUUAUGAUCUAUCUGAUCUUUUAAAAAAAGAAGCUGAAGCAUAUAAGGAAAACCAAUAUACAUCCGCAUGUAAUAAAUUUAAAAAAAAAUCUAACUCAGUUUCACAGCUAGAAAAUUCGAAUAUAAAAUUAAAUGAUAAUUUAAAUUAUGAAAAUGAUAAUAUUAUAUCUGAAUCCAUUACACCAUGUAUAAAUCCUACUACACCAUUAGAGAAAAUAGAGCAUUACGAACAGAAAGAUCAGGUGAUUGAUGAACCAGUAAGUAUCAUGGAUCAAAGCUUGAAAAAAAAGAGUGUUUCAGGUAAGAACUUUAAUAAAGAAAAUAUAGUAAUAUCUACAGAAGGAAUAGAAUUCAAACCUCAAGAUAUCUAUAAAGCUGACGGUUCUGUGGAUGAUAUUACAGUAAUUCCUAUCAAUGUCACAAAUAAUAGCAUCGAAGAUGAUGAUGAAUCUAGUUCAAGUUCUGAUGAUGAAAUGCCUAGAUUAGAAGUUAAUACAAUGCACGAUAGUAAUGAUGAAAAUCAAAAUGAUUCUCUUGAAACAAGUGAAUCUGAUUCAAGCAGUGACUCUGAUAGUUCUUGUCCUGAUAUUACUGAAAACACUUAUAAAUUAGAUGGUUCCCCUCCAACCAUUCAGUAUGUGAAUUCUAGUUCAUCAAAAAAUGUUUUUAAAAUACAGCAAAAUAAUGCUGAAAUUCCUAAUCAGGUUAAUAAAGUAUAUAUAAGAAGACCUACCGGUAAUUUACAGGAAGUUGUAUUCGAGUCUCCUGAAAGUAAUGAACAUGUUUAUCAGCCACUAGUGAAUGGUGUAACGAGUUCUAAUUAUAGCCUUGAAUAUUCAAACGAUAAUGGCACAGAAUCUGUCCCUCUGGAAUGUGAUUCUACUCUUGAAGAGAGUAGCUCCGAAGAUGACUCAUAUGAUAGUGAUAACUAA